AAAAAAAUCGUUUUCCGUCAGUAAGCGGUAUAUUAUUCGCGACUCAAAACGUUUUUGUGCUUGAAUAUUUCGGCGUUUCUUUUCUGCUUUUACUGGUUCGUCGUUUACGGCAACCAGCUAACUGCUUUACGGCUAUCAAUUGUGGAACGUGGAGGUCAGAGGAAUGCCGAAGAGAGCGCGCGCAAGCUAGCUACAUUCAGCACCUACCGCAGUAUAGCUGUCAGUUUAACAUCGCUGUAUCUGCCAGGGGAAUCUAUAACAUUCACAAUACAAAUACGGACAAACGUCCUGAUGUGCUAACCGGGUAGCCCAAGAGAGGCUACGCUCCUGCCAGAUCAGCGAGCUAGUUAGCUACUUUUUAGCUUUUUAAUAGCUGGACACUUAGCAAACUGGCUAGCUAGCUAAUUUUGUUUUACCUGGUUCCCGUGCGUUACACAGAAAUAUGGAUAAUAAUUCACCGGGAUCGGGCGGCUCCAGAGGCGGAUUGGGCAGUCUUUUUGGAGGAGCAGCACCCGAGUACUCGAACACUGAGCUUGCCGGGGUGCCGUUAACGGGAAUGAGCCCCCUCUCCCCUUAUCUGAAUGUGGACCCCCGCUACCUGACACAGGACAGUGAUGAGUUCAUUCUGCCCACCGGGGCCAACAAGACCCGCGGUCGGUUCGAGCUGGCCUUCUUCACCAUCGGGGGCUGUUGCAUUACAGGUGCCACAUUUGGAGCUCUGAAUGGUCUUCGCAUGGGCCUGGCAGAGACCAGGGACAUGGCCUGGUCCAAACCUCGCAACGUACAGAUCCUGAACCUGGUGACGCGGCAGGGGGCCACAUGGGCGAACACGCUCGGCUCCGUGGCUCUGUUGUACAGCGUGUUUGGAGUGGUGAUCGAGAAGGCCAGGGGAGCGGAGGAUGACCUCAACACGGUGGCAGCUGGGACACUCACGGGCAUGCUCUACAAAUCCCCAGGUGGCCUGCGCGGAGUAGCGCGGGGAGGCCUGGCGGGUCUGGCCAUGUCGGGACUGUACGCCCUCUACAACAACUGGGACCACCUGAAGGGCACCUCACCCAGCCGCUUCUGAGCCCACCCACACCGCCGGGGCGCAAAGCUGGAGGAAUCCCCCCAAAAACCACGAGCUGAGCUCAACCCCAUGGCCCCAUCCACCCACCCCCUCCCCACUACCUGCACCCCACACAAUGCUGGCUGAAGUCGGCGCCAGCUCUGAGUGGGCGCGCACUGAAUUUGGAUCAGAUGGCCGACGGUUUACGGAGGAGGGACAUUGGAAGGCUUUUAUUUAUGUGUUCAAAACGCAGAAACGCUGUACAUUUCAUUUCACGGCAAUGUGAUUUUUUUUUAUAUUGAAGAGAUGAAGAAGAUUGUUGAGAUGUAUUAUAGCCCCCCCCUCCCCUCAAUCUCCGGCACGUCAAACACACAAACAGCCCACCCAUUCUUGGUGUUACAACAGUAGCGUUUUAUGUUUCUUAGAACAGGAUCAUAACAGCAGACGUUGAACAGGCUUGUAAUGGGUGUGUUGUUUUCAGACUCAGUCAACAGUACACUCAAAGGAUGCAGAAAGACUGCUUACAGAAAUGCUGAGUGUGUCACAUGCAUCACGUACAUUAAUGCAGCUUAAACCUUCCAUUUAAACUUUGCUCUGAAAUAACCUGAUAGUUGAGUCUUGUAGCUGAGAAUGCCCAUGUAACGAAACUGGUAUGUCAAGCAUCUAU
Molecule: messenger RNA, 1715 nt
Organism: Megalops cyprinoides (Indo-Pacific tarpon)
Lineage: Eukaryota; Metazoa; Chordata; Actinopteri; Elopiformes; Megalopidae
Product: mitochondrial import inner membrane translocase subunit Tim23-like
Exons: 7
Coding region: 443-1069 (208 amino acids)
Biological process (GO): protein import into mitochondrial matrix
Cellular component (GO): TIM23 mitochondrial import inner membrane translocase complex; mitochondrial inner membrane
Molecular function (GO): transmembrane protein transporter activity
Source: RefSeq, a predicted model, not a curated record